AUGGGCACAGUCCCUGACACGCUUCCACCUCGUUCGAAGCAUCUGAUCAAGCCUGGUGACGGCAUCAGCUCAGAGAAGAUCUGCAAUGAAUUGGGAACAUCAAAUAUUGCCUCCAAAUCUGUUGCUCUACCAUCGCCUGAAUCUCAGGAUGAGUUCGACCUCUGCGACCCCGAGCGUAAUUCUGCUGUCGUUGUUCCACAAAGAGCGCGCACCUGCCCGCCUCUCCUGGACGCGAUCCUCUCCGCAUCCGCCCGACACUUCAGCACCCUUCCCCAACAGCGUCAACUCGAAAUCACGCGCUACUAUGGCUUGAAGGACGGGCUUGCGAUUGGCGAGGAAUCCAUGCUCGCCUACCACAGUCGCUCUAUCGCCGGCCUACGCGCUGCAAGCCUCGAGCCCAAUGCGACCAUGGACGAGAACCUGCUUGCGGCGGUGCAUCAUGUCUGGGCCAACCGUCUGCUCAUUCUUGGGGCGCAUGUCAUCCAAUACUGUUUCCCGCCUGUACCUACUCCCCGAGCAUCUUUCCAGCAGAGAUGCGCCCUAUAUGAGCACCUCCUUCACCUCCGCCAAAGCUGGAUGACCAGCGCCCCUCUCGCCUUCACUCCUUUUCUGUCUCCAUCCGCACCCCUCUCCGAAUGUUUUAUUUUCUUCCCACAGCAACGGUUCCUCAACGACACCCACAUUGUGGCCCGCAAUCGCUUGGGCUUAUCGACCUGCUCCUCGCCAUACAGGACCCUUCACGUCGACCGACUCCGCUCCCACGUAUCGCACCGGCGGGCUGUCACCGUGCUGAACGAGAAGAUCCGCACCACAGUGCGAGAAAUCUGUGGGGUUGCGGUAGCCAACCGACAGAGUCCCACAGCGGCGCUGACAGCGAGUCUGGCGGUGGUGCGGGGGGCCGAGGCGUUCUGCGAGGCGUCACGAGCGGAGCAGGAGGCGCUGCCUGGAUUGGGCCGACUUAAGACCUGAUUUGGAAGUAUAGGCACUUCAGCAAGAUGUCGAGCUGUGCGACACUUGCAUAUGACUGGACAUGCCAAGAUCCUGGGUCCGGCUCAAUUGGAGGGCAUCAAUAGCUAUAAAACAAACGGUGGGAAAGACAGGGAGAAGUAGGUUGGUAUAAUCUAGGAAAUCAUAUAAAGAAAUUGAAGAACGCCAGUCGCAUGACACCGCUGGAAACAUGAGACAAAUAUCACCAUCAGCAGAAGUGGGAAUCUAAAGACCCUUAACGGAAAAGAAAAAAAAAAAAAAAAAA
Aspergillus saccharolyticus JOP 1030-1 is the source of this 1252-nucleotide messenger RNA. RefSeq lists its product as uncharacterized. Bases 1 to 969 code for a protein of 322 amino acids. NCBI's taxonomy places the organism in Eukaryota, Fungi, Ascomycota, Eurotiomycetes, Eurotiales, Aspergillaceae. The transcript has 4 exons. The record is from RefSeq and is a predicted model, not a curated record.